Molecule: messenger RNA, 1001 nt
Organism: Cucumis melo (muskmelon)
Lineage: Eukaryota; Viridiplantae; Streptophyta; Magnoliopsida; Cucurbitales; Cucurbitaceae
Product: reticulon-like protein B3
Exons: 3
Coding region: 231-503 (90 amino acids)
Source: RefSeq, a predicted model, not a curated record
AAUCCUCCAAUUACCCACCAAAAUUUCUCUCCCACUUUCUUCGAUGGCUAAUUUUCCCAACCCUCACUUACUAUAUAUUUAUUUUCCUUUUAAUUCCACCAGCCGUGUUUCAGAACCAACUUGUUGUUUUGAUUCUUUUGUAGCCUCUUCAUUCUGUCAAUGGCAUUAUCUAAAGGGAAAUACACAUCAAGUUACAGGGUAAGAAAUGGUCCACAUUCCAGCUUUUGAAGAUGAUCAUGACCCUCGUUUUGACACUUGAGUUUCUCAUGCUUAUUGCUCUUUGGUUCUUCUCUCCUCCUGAAACUUCUCACCACCGUCUCUCUUCCGUCCGACAUACAGCAUUUCAAAGGCCUUUGUCGCACAUCCCUCAAGUUCCCAUUCUAGAGGAGCCAGUGAAAGAGAUUGCCUUUGGAUUAAGAGUUGAGAUCAAUAGGGCCAAUUCUGUCUUGAGAGAUAUUGCAUUAGGAAGGGAUCUUAAGAGCUUUCUUUAUGUCUUGUUGUGAAUGGUUUUGCGGAGUCUGCACUUGGUGUAUUUGAUCAAAUGUUGAAAGAGGGCAUUUGCCCAACUCAUGGGACUUUUGUAGGAGUUUUAGUAGCUUGUGCUCAUGUAGGAUUGGUAGUCAAGGGAGUGGAACACUUUAAGACCAUGGAAAACACAUAAACUUGCACCAGAAAUGAAGCAUUAUGAAUGUGUUGUGGAUCUUUUGUGUCGUUCGGGUUAUGUGGACAUGGCCUACAAUUUCAUAAAGAAAAUGCCAAUUGUUCCUCAUGUUGUAAUAUGGAGAAUAUUGUUAAGUGCUUGCAAAUUUCAUAGAAAUUUGGUGUUGGCAAGAAGCUUCUCAAAUUAGAUCCCAGUAACAACGAGAAUUAUGUUCUCUUGAAGCACAUAUGUAGGGUUAGAUAGGUGGGAUGAUGUUAUAGAGAUUAGAGAACUGAUGGAAGUGACUAUUACAAUUUAUAUUGGUAUCUAUUAAAUUAUAAACUCUUGCAAUUCUCGAUUG